This is a messenger RNA of Cariama cristata (Red-legged seriema), 474 nucleotides long. Its product is annotated as tetraspanin-9-like. The transcript is spliced from 3 exons. The record is from RefSeq and is a predicted model, not a curated record. The annotation marks the transcript as partial. Gene Ontology annotation, cellular component: membrane. Lineage: Eukaryota; Metazoa; Chordata; Aves; Cariamiformes; Cariamidae.
AUGCCUGUGAGCAUCUUGCGUAAGGCCUGCUCCUGGUCACAAGUCUUCAUCCAACUGGUGAAUCUCCCUAGAUGCAAAGCAGUUUCAAAAGCUUCAAGCAAACUAGGAAAGGGGCUCAGCGGGGACAGGAGGGUCACAGGGGAAGUAAAAGAAAAUAACCAUGCAUAUGAUUAUGGAAACAUAAGCCUGACUCAUGCUUAUGUCAUGUUAUGUGGCUGUGGCCUGCUGGGUGUGGGCAUCUGGCUGUCAGUGUCGCAAGGAAACUUCGCCACGUUUUCUCCUAGCUUUCCGUCACUUUCAGCUGCCAACCUAGUCAUUGCCAUUGGCACAGUCAUCAUGGUGACCGGCUUUCUGGGCUGCCUAGGUGCUAUCAAGGAAAACAAGUGCCUCCUGUUGAGUUUCUUCAUCGUUUUGCUGAUAAUUCUCCUGGCAGAGCUGAUAUUACUCAUUUUGUUCUUUGUUUAUAUGGACAAG